This is a messenger RNA of Triplophysa dalaica, 872 nucleotides long. It is a transcript of the gene cd59b, whose product is annotated as CD59 molecule (CD59 blood group). The coding region runs from base 153 to 560 and encodes 135 amino acids. The transcript is spliced from 4 exons. The record is from RefSeq and is a predicted model, not a curated record. Lineage: Eukaryota; Metazoa; Chordata; Actinopteri; Cypriniformes; Nemacheilidae.
CAGCAUCAAUGACAUCAUUCAUGUAGGGCAAGGGUGAGGUUGGGCGAGAGCUGAGCUGGGAAGAGGUGGCACGAGGAAUGCUUUUGGAUUGCUGCAACGCAGGAGCUUGAUUCUUCGUGAUAUCCAAACAUUUUAAGCACAGUUUUCCCAUAAUGAAGUUCUUUGUUGGACUGUUUCUAUUGGUCUGUUGCGUGACUCUUAGUUUAGGGGUUGAACAUUAUGGGAUGAGAUUGUCCUCUGCAGGUUCAGCUCUCAAAUGCUAUAAGUGUGAGGAUUACACUGGGGCCCGAUGCUCGACACAGCAAACGUGCUCGUAUGAGGACGCAUGUUUAUAUCUCCAUGAGAAAGGUGGAAAAACCUUUCGCAGGUGUAUUCGUUACACCGACUGCGAAAACUCUCGUCUGUCGCAGAAGUUCCCGUCGAUAUCACAAUCACAAUACACAUACAGAUGCUGUAACACAGAUCUGUGUAACGGCGCUCCAGUGACGGCGGCGCGCGCGUCGAUCAUCCCACUGCUGGCCGCGCUCACCGGCCUCUGGUGCUUCUGCUUUACUGCAUGAGUUAUGGUGCUGUGUGCUCGGAAGCUGUAUGUUCUCGUAACACUUAUAGAUAUCUACAGUCGUCGAUAUUUAGUGAACAUUUUGUUUGAACUAACGGCUUGAAUUUCGUUUUAAACAAGUUUAUUGUAAUACUAAUUUGUUUAUUGUAUCUUUAUUGUUUUCCGUGUCUUGUUUCAUAACUUUUUAUUUGUCUUUCUUUUUGGAUCACGUUGGCUGAUGUUAUAAAGAACGCAUUAAGAAUUCUCGAUUGUUUUCUAUGAAUUUGUAUUAGGUAAGCCUAUACUUUUACAUCAAUAAUAUAACUAUUUCAAA